GAAUCAGAGCUCUUUAUGGAACUCAUCCGUGACGUAGCGAAUGAAUUAGACAUUGAUGUGCUGUGUUACAAAAUUUUAAAAAAUGUCAGCAUUCUUACUCAUGCUGACCGAGGUUCUCUCUUUCUGGCCCGAUCGACGGGGGAAGAAAAGUACCUCGUCCCUAAGUUGUUCGACGUUAGGCACGAUUCCUCCUUCGACGAAGCAAUUAGACUAUCCAGGUCUGAAGAGUUGAAGAUACCGUUCGGCGUUGGGAUUGCUGGAACAGUGGCGCAGACGAAGACGCUUAUCAAUAUCAGGGACGCAUACAAGGAUCCACGUUUUAACAAUGAAAUAGACCGGCGGACUGGUUACAGGACGAAUUUGAUUCUCUGUAUGCCCAUUUGCAACUACGAAGGUGACGUGAUAGGUGUUGCCCAAAUUAUCAACAAAACCAACGAUUCCCAAGAUUUCACUGCUCAAGAUGUCGAAGUUUUCCAACGGUAUCUAACUUUUUGCGGCAUAGGAAUUCAAAAUGCGCAACUUUUUGAAGUGUCGGUAUUGGAGUACAAACGAAAUCAGAUUCUACUGAAUUUGGCACGGAGCAUUUUCGAGGAGCAGAGUAAUCUGGAAUGUCUAGUGACGAAAAUAAUGAGGGAAGCCCAAGAUUUACUCAAGUGUGAACGGUGCGCUGUGUAUUUGCUUGAUUUGGAUUGCUGCGAGGCGAGCCACUUAGAGCGAAUCCUAGAACGUCCAGGGAAGUCUCUCGAGCGUUACGCUCCCCUGAAUCGAGUGGAAAGCGGCACUCUGACAGCGGAAGACAUGCGAGAAAAUGGAUUACGGAAACCGAGCGUAUUUACAACCGUGUUUGAAUUGAGAGAUUGUGGAACACAGACGCUAGUUUCGAGGCCGUCAUCCUUUGAUUUAGCAAGCUCAACAUUAGCUCAAAUAGCAGGAUAUGCCGCAUCCACGGGGCAAAUUCUUAACAUAGGAGACGUCAGAUCGUGGCUUAAGGAACAACAUAGCGAAGGAGAUGCUGAGACUGCCAAAACUAUACUCUGUAUGCCCAUUAUAAAUGGAAAGAGGACACUAAUAGGUGUGGCCCAGCUGAUUAACAAGGAAAAUAACGCCCCCUUCACGGAAUGCGACGUUUCGUUAUUCGAGGCAUUCGCCAUCUUUUGUGGUCUUGGGAUUCACAAUACGCAAAUGUACGAAAGCGCUUGUAAACUGAUGGCUAAACAGAAAGUCGCUCUGGAGUGUCUAUCAUAUCACGCUACGGCCAACGACGAGUCAACGGAGAAGUUAGUCAACGAACAAAUCCCGUCGGCUGAUUGUUUUAAUCUGUACAGUUUUACUUUUAUCGAUUUCGACCUUUCUGACGAAGAUACUUGCAAGGCUACGUUGAGAAUGUUUAUGGAAUGUAAUUUGGUGCAACAAUUCCAUAUACCUUAUGAGGUUUUAUGUAGGUGGACUUUAAGUGUAAAGAAAAACUACAGACCAGUGAAAUAUCACAAUUGGAGGCAUGCCCUCAACGUAGCUCAAACAAUGUUUGCGAUGUUCAAGACAGGAAAAAUGGAAAGGUUCAUGUCCGACCUAGAGAUACUGGGACUGCUAGUCGCUUGUCUGUGUCACGAUCUGGACCAUCGAGGUACCAACAACGCGUUUCAAAUGAAGACAGACUCACCGCUAGCAGUACUUUAUUCGACUAGUACCAUGGAACAUCAUCAUUUCGAUCAAUGCGUGAUGAUUCUUAAUACCGACAGCAAUAAUAUUUUCCAAGCAUUAUCUCCUGAUGAUUACCGUAAGGUAAUGAGAAUAGUAGAGACUGCGAUUUUAUCAACCGAUUUGGCGAUGUAUUUUAAGAAGAAAAAUAAGUUUCUAGAGCUAAUCGAUGACGGCGAAUUCGAUUGGCAAAGUGAUGACAAAAAGGAGUUACUGUCCGGCAUGAUGAUGACGGCGUGUGACGUCAGCGCUAUAGCGAAACCUUGGGAUGUCCAGCACAGAGUUGCAAAGUUAGUAGCAGAUGAAUUCUUCGAUCAGGGAGAUUUGGAAAAGCUGCAACUUAAGGAGCAACCUAUUGCGCAAAUGGACCGAGAAAGGAAGGAUGAACUUCCCCAAAUGCAAGUCGGUUUUAUCGAUGUGAUAUGCCUUCCAUUGUACAGAGUGUUAUCCGAAACUUUCCCAUGGAUGAAUCCUCUGUAUCAAGGAACACUUGAAAACCGACAACAUUGGCAGGAUUUAGCGGAAAAGGUAGAAAUGGGACUUACGUGGAUCGACCAUGAUACCAUUGAUAAACCUGUCGAAGCAUUUACAGAUCCAGAAGAGACCAAAGAUAUAGAAUUAACAGUGCAAACCUUCCAUCCAGUAACGUCAUCUCCUCCCAUAGAAAUCAAAAAGAGGCACAAGCAUAGGUUUUGUUGCAUAUUGUGA
Molecule: messenger RNA, 2406 nt
Organism: Diabrotica balteata
Lineage: Eukaryota; Metazoa; Arthropoda; Insecta; Coleoptera; Chrysomelidae
Source: the annotation of a GenBank genome assembly